GCGACGCGUCGGGGGCUGUCACUACGGUGGACAUGUGAAUGUUAUUCCGGACCCGAAACUGACUUAAAGGUGGAAACAGAAAUACAAUUAAAACAUGUCUUUGGCUCUUUCGCGGUCUCUGUGCGGGGCUUUAUCACGGCAGGCCCGGUCAGCGAGCUCUCUGCUGGGAGAACACCAUGCUGUACAGAGUCCUUGGUUUGCAUCAGUGAUGACCCUGAAGACGUCGGCUCCACUGAGAGCUGAGCCAAAAAAGAAGAAGAAAGUGGACCCAAGAAGGGAGCAGAUGAUGAAAGAGCGUCUGAAAAAGAAGCUGAAGAAACUGGAGAAGGUUCCACCUGAGCUUAUCCCUAUAGAGGACUUCAUCACUCCAACCAAAUGCUUGGAUGAAACCAGGGAACGCACCGCUCCAAGGCUGUCAUUUGAAGAAAGUGAGGGUCGAGCCCUGCUGCUCAAGGAGUGGAGUCGAUACAAACAGAAGCAGCACAUGGCUGAAAUGGAGGCGAUUGAACUGGCUUUGGAAGCACAGAGGGAGGCGCUGGAGGAGCUCAAACUGGAGUCUGAGGAGCUGUACCGGGCAGCACUGAAGCCAGACCUGCUUCUUAUUCCCUUUGUUUGUGAAGGUCCCGUCUAUACACCAGCAAUAUCCAAUUAUGAUGCUCCUGAUGGGAAAUACAAAGACAUCACUAAAGUCUACACACAGUGACUGAUGAGGAGUGGCUGUGUGUAGCUUGGUAUGUCUGAACAUUAUUCACCAAGCAAAAAUGCAGCUUUUCAGGACACUGUGUGUUUUUAUUUCAUGAGUGUUACAGUGAGUUUGUCACAUUAACAUUUCUGUCUAUAAUAAUGAAAAAUCAAAAAA
Archocentrus centrarchus (flier cichlid) is the source of this 859-nucleotide messenger RNA. RefSeq names its product 39S ribosomal protein L40, mitochondrial-like. Gene Ontology annotation, cellular component: mitochondrial ribosome; mitochondrial large ribosomal subunit. Bases 95 to 703 code for a protein of 202 amino acids. The transcript is spliced from 5 exons. Lineage: Eukaryota; Metazoa; Chordata; Actinopteri; Cichliformes; Cichlidae. The record is from RefSeq and is a predicted model, not a curated record.